CCGACUUACCAUUCGAGCGAGUCUUUUCUUGAAUAUCAAAGUGACAGACCAACUUGUUUAUCUUGCUACAUCUCUUUUGCCUUCGUUUUCUUCUAUCAAGGCUUAUUACACACAAACCAUCCUGGAUUUUGUAGCCUUGUUAUAGUAUAUAUACACUUUUUCUUUGCAUCUGCUAAGAAACCGCUUGAUGCCAGCUUGAAGCGGACGUACAAAUAUCCCCUGGUUCCUUUUAACCCCAGUUGGGCUACAUCUUUUUUUUUUUAUGCUAAAGUUCAAACAGAUCGUGGCUGAACAGCUCUCGAGGCAGACCUCGGUUCAACCUGCCAAGAUUCUUCAAAGUCUGGUGAUUCCCAAUAAAAAGAAGCAAGGAGAUCUAUCCAUUUCAAUAUUUGAUGUUGAUCCUCAAUUAAGAACAUUAAAACCAGAUCCUCAACUUAUUUCUACACGAGCACAAUCUAUUGUCAAUCAGUUUGAACCCAAUCAGUUUAUUGAACAAGCCAUAGUAGAAGCACCCAAGAUUGCAUUUAAAUUCAAUAGUACCGAAUUCACCAAGGAAGUUUUGAACCAGGUGUUUAAUGAAGGUACAUCCUAUGGAUGGGCACAUAACCCCAAGGCAAACAAAACAGUCGUCCUAGACUAUAGUUCACCCAAUAUUGCCAAAAAGUUUCAUGUCGGUCAUUUACGAAGCACGAUUCUUGGCAAUUAUGUAAAACGUAUCCAUCAGGCAUUUGGAUACAAGGUCAUUGGCAUCAAUUACUUGGGAGAUUGGGGGAAACAGUAUGGCUUAUUAGCUGUAGGAUAUGAAAAGUAUGGAGAUGAAACACAAUUAAACAAGGAUCCGAUUCGACACUUGUAUGAUAUUUAUGUAAAGAUUAAUGCAGACGCAAAAGAUGACCCGGAUGUGGAUGUACAGGCCAAUCAGUACUUUAAGCGCAUGGAAGAAGGCGACCCUCAAGCACUUGCUCAAUGGAAACGGUUUAGAGAUUUGAGCAUCCAGUCCUAUGAGGCGCUUUACAAGCGACUAGAUGUCACAUUCGAUGUAUAUGCUGGAGAGUCGGAAGCAAAGGACUAUAUUUCCAAAGUAUACAACCUAUUGGAACAGAAAAACUUGAUUACCGAAACAUCCGAUGGCGCCCAGCUUGUCGACUUGACUCCUCACGGUCUGGAUAAGACACCUGUUCGACGAGCUGAUGGAACUUCACUUUACCUCACACGUGAUCUAGCUACUUUACUGAGGCGAAAGGAGAAAUACAACUUUGAUAAAGCCAUUUAUGUCGUCGGCAAGGACCAAGAGUACUACUUUAAGCAAGUAUUCCAGACAGCCAACUUGAUGCUGCCUGAACCUGUCGAACUGCAGCAUGUCAGCUUUGGACACGUAAAGGGCAUGUCUACACGUCGUGGCGAAGUCGUCUUUUUGGAAGACCUCUUGAAUGAAGCACAGAGAAGGAACGUGGAAUACAUGCAAAACAGUGAAAACUGCAAAGUGGAUAACGCAGAAUUGGACUACACGGCUGACAUCUUGGGCACAUCGGCCAUCAUGAUUCAGGACAUGAAAACAAAGAGAGCACUCGGAUAUGACUUUUCAUGGGACAAAAUGCUUAACCCAGAUGGAAAGACAGGUGUUCGUAUCCAAUUUGCUCAUGCCAAAGCUUGUGGUAUUGAACGAAGAGCUGGUGUGCCCAUCUCGCUCGAUUGCGAUUUCACUCUACUCAAGGAGGAAGCAGCUCUUCAUUUGGUACAUAUGAUUGCUCAGUUUCCAGAGAUUGUUGAUCAAUCGUUUAAACGCCUGGAGCCCUCGAUUAUUACGUCUUACCUAUUUGACCUGAUGACAGCGACCAAUGGUGCCUAUAAGUGGCUACAGGUCAUACGACAGAGUCCAGAAGUAUCUAGGGUCAGGAUGCUUCUUUUUUGGUCUGCGCGAACCACGCUCAGAAACGGUAUGUAUCUUUUAGGUAUCAAUAGAAUCCUAGAAAAGAUGUAAAUGUAAAUAAACCAUCCUUCUUACCUGCAUA
Messenger RNA from Rhizopus microsporus ATCC 52813, 2012 nucleotides. Its product is annotated as arginyl-tRNA synthetase. The coding region runs from base 263 to 1981 and encodes 572 amino acids. The record is from RefSeq and is a predicted model, not a curated record. Gene Ontology annotation, molecular function: arginine-tRNA ligase activity; ATP binding. Gene Ontology annotation, cellular component: cytoplasm; mitochondrion. The transcript has 4 exons. Gene Ontology annotation, biological process: mitochondrial translation; arginyl-tRNA aminoacylation. NCBI's taxonomy places the organism in Eukaryota, Fungi, Mucoromycota, Mucoromycetes, Mucorales, Rhizopodaceae.